GCUCCGYACCAUCGCUGUCAUUAGCGCCUACUGCUCCCGCGGGCCCGCGGACCCAGCUGUCAGGCAAGCCCCUUGGAGCAAAAUGAGAGCACAGUGAUCAGGCCCAGCCUCUCUCCCAGCCAUCCACGACGCCCACCAUGAACCACUUGGAGGGCUCCGCGGAGGUGGAGGUGACCGACGAGGCGGCAGGUGGGGAGGUCAACGAGUCAGUGGAGGCCGACCUGGAGCACCCCGAAGUGGAGGAGGAGCAGCAGCAGCCGCCGCAGCAGCAGCAGCACUAUGCGGGUCACCACCCGCGCGGGCGUGUGGUCGAGGACCUCCGCGCGCAGCUUGGGCAGCAGGAGGAGGAGGAGCGCGGUGAGUGCCUGGCGCGCUCCGCCAGCACUGAGAGUGGCUUCCACAAUCACACCGACACUGCCGAGGGCGACGUGAUCGCCGCGGCUCGCGACGGCUACGAUGCGGAGCGCGCGCAGGACCCUGAGGACGAAAGUGCUUACGCGGUGCAGUACCGGCCGGAGGCCGAGGAGUACACCGAGCAGGCGGAGGCCGAGCACGCAGAGGCCACGCACCGCCGCGCGCUGCCCAACCACCUGCACUUUCACUCGCUGGAGCACGAGGAGGCCAUGAACGCGGCCUACUCCGGCUACGUCUACACGCACCGGCUCUUCCACCGCGGCGAGGACGAGCCCUACGCGGAGCCCUACGCCGACUACGGCGGCCUGCAGGAGCACGUGUACGAGGAGAUCGGGGACGCGCCCGAGCUGGACGCGCGCGACGGCCUGAGGCUCUACGAGCAGGAGCGCGACGAAGCGGCCGCAUACCGCCAGGAGGCCCUGGGCGCGCGGCUGCAUCAUUACGAUGAGCGCUCCGACGGUGAGUCCGACAGCCCUGAGAAGGAGGCCGAGUUUGCGCCCUACCCGCGCAUGGACAGUUACGAGCAGGAGGAGGACAUCGAUCAGAUUGUGGCCGAAGUCAAGCAGAGCAUGAGCUCGCAGAGCCUCGACAAGGCGUCGGAGGACAUGCCCGAGGCCGAGCAGGACCUGGAGCGCGCCCCUACUCCCGGUGGGGGCCGCCCGGACAGCCCUGGUCUGCAGACACCCGCUGGGCAGCAGCGGGCAGCGAGCACCGCUGGUGGCGAGGCAGGGCAGCGGUACAGCAAGGAGAAGAGGGAUGCCAUCUCUCUGGCCAUCAAGGACAUCAAGGAGGCCAUCGAGGAGGUGAAAACCAGGACCAUCCGUUCGCCUUACACCCCUGACGAGCCCAAAGAGCCCAUCUGGGUGAUGCGCCAGGACAUUAGCCCCACCAGGGACUGUGACGACCAGAGGCCGGUGGAUGGAGAUUCUCCAUCUCCUGGCAGUUCCUCACCCCUGGGUGCAGAAUCAUCGAGCACUCCCCUUCAUCCCAGUGACCCCGCGGAAGCCUCCACAAAUAAAGAGUCAAGAAAAAGCUUGGCUUCAUUCCCAACCUACGUUGAAGUUCCUGGACCUUGCGACCCUGAAGACUUGAUCGAUGGAAUCAUUUUUGCUGCCAAUUACCUUGGCUCCACCCAGCUGCUCUCAGACAAAACCCCCUCCAAAAAUGUGCGCAUGAUGCAGGCCCAGGAAGCAGUUAGCAGGAUCAAGAUGGCCCAGAAAUUAGCCAAAAGCAGGAAGAAGGCUCCUGAAGGCGAAUCUCAGCCAAUGACCGAGGUGGACCUCUUCAUUUCUACCCAGAGAAUUAAAGUACUGAAUGCCGACACACAGGAGACAAUGAUGGACCACCCUCUGAGGACCAUUUCCUACAUCGCAGACAUUGGAAACAUUGUUGUGCUGAUGGCCCGCCGGAGGAUGCCCCGCUCCAACUCCCAAGAGAAUGUCGAGGCCUCCCACCCAUCACAGGAUGGGAAAAGACAGUACAAGAUGAUCUGCCAUGUCUUUGAGUCUGAAGAUGCCCAGCUGAUCGCACAGUCCAUAGGGCAGGCAUUCAGUGUGGCAUACCAGGAAUUCCUCAGGGCCAACGGGAUUAACCCCGAAGACCUCAGCCAGAAGGAGUACAGUGACCUGCUCAACACCCAGGACAUGUACAACGACGACCUGAUCCACUUCUCCAAGUCAGAAAACUGCAAAGAUGUUUUCAUAGAGAAGCAGAAAGGAGAAAUCCUAGGAGUUGUGAUUGUGGAGUCUGGCUGGGGAUCCAUCCUACCAACCGUGAUCAUAGCCAACAUGAUGCAUGGAGGCCCCGCAGAGAAGUCGGGGAAGCUGAACAUUGGAGACCAGAUUAUGUCCAUUAAUGGCACCAGCCUGGUGGGCCUGCCUCUGUCCACCUGCCAGAGCAUUAUCAAGGGCUUAAAGAAUCAGUCCCGAGUCAAGCUGAAUAUCGUGAGGUGUCCUCCAGUGACCACGGUAUUAAUCAGAAGACCAGACCUUCGCUACCAGCUGGGAUUCAGUGUCCAGAACGGAAUUAUCUGCAGCCUCAUGCGAGGGGGAAUAGCUGAGAGGGGAGGCGUCCGCGUGGGACAUCGGAUCAUUGAAAUCAACGGACAGAGCGUUGUGGCCACCCCGCAYGAGAAGAUAGUCCACAUCCUCUCCAAUGCUGUUGGGGAGAUCCACAUGAAGACGAUGCCAGCGGCCAUGUACAGACUGCUGACGGCCCAGGAGCAGCCCGUUUACAUCUGA
Urocitellus parryii (Arctic ground squirrel) is the source of this 2654-nucleotide messenger RNA. RefSeq names its product amyloid beta precursor protein binding family A member 1 (gene Apba1). Gene Ontology annotation, biological process: chemical synaptic transmission. Gene Ontology annotation, cellular component: cytoplasm; dendritic spine; plasma membrane. The record is from RefSeq and is a predicted model, not a curated record. Lineage: Eukaryota; Metazoa; Chordata; Mammalia; Rodentia; Sciuridae. Gene Ontology annotation, molecular function: amyloid-beta binding; protein binding.